Messenger RNA from Zootermopsis nevadensis, 7760 nucleotides. The record is from RefSeq and is a predicted model, not a curated record. Lineage: Eukaryota; Metazoa; Arthropoda; Insecta; Blattodea; Termopsidae.
AUGUGAUUAUGAGAAAAGCCGGCAUGAAGUGCCAGAAAUGUGAAGUUGGUUUAUAUGUGGAAACAAAUUUCUUCUUCGUCUGAAAAUACCACAGAUGCAAAUCUUCAAUCAGAAGCACAGCUCUCUCUAUCAGAAACAAAUGGAGAGGUUCAAGGUUGUGGAACGAGAAACAAAGACCAAAGCGUACUCCAAAGAAGGUCUGGGUGCUGCACAGAAACUGGACCCUGCACAAAAGGAACGUGAUGAAACUGCAGGAUGGCUGGCAACUUCCAUUGAUGCCCUCAAUCUCAAACUGGACCAGUUUGAGUGCGAGAUUGAGUCUCUGUUAGCGGGGAAGAAGAAGAGGUUAGAUAAAGACAAGCAGGACCGAGUAGAGGAUCUGAAAAGCAAAGUUGAAAAACACCGGUACCACAUUCGUAAACUGGAAACUCUUCUGCGAAUGUUGGACAAUAUGUCUGUGGAAGUUAGUCAGAUAAGGAGGAUUAAGGAUGAUAUAGAGUACUAUAUAGAAUCUUCACAAGAUCCAGACUUUGAAGAGAAUGAAUAUAUUUAUGAUGACAUCAUAGGGUUGGAUGAAAUAGAAUUGUCAGGAGUUGGCCUCCCAUCAUCUGCAACAACAGACAGCAACAACAGUAAUGACACAGGAGGUACUCCAACGUCCACCACAUCGGGUAACUCACCUGUCCCAUCUCCUCCCCUUAAUGCCCUGCAUAACCAUUCCAGUGACAGCUCCAACGAAGACAAGAAAAAAACAAAGGAUGACCUGCCAGCAAAGCCUGUGAAACCAACAGCUGUCAGAGUCAGCAACAGCAAUUCCUUGAUUAGUUCCAGCAACUGCUCACAAGUUGCACUGAAACCAGUCCUUAACUCAAGUACACCCAGUAAACCUGUAUCAGGUUCAGUGUCUCACUCCACACCUAACAAUAGUUCUCCAAGUUCAGGGCUUAGUAAUCACAUAGUUGGCAAUUUCGCAGCAGUUGCUGCAGCCAACACACAACCGAACACUACUUCCAGUAAAAACACAUCACACAGUUCAGAGAAUGGGAGUCUGCCAUCCAGUACAGCAUCAUUGCAGCAACAGCAGCAACCGCCAUCAUUAUUACAACUCACAACAUCUCCUCCACACGUAACAUCAGUGAGUUCAGCUAGCUCUGCCCCUGCAUCUGCAUCCUUACACCAUCAGCAGUCUUCGUCAACGUCUGUAUCAGUGGCAGUGGCAUUAGUCCAUCACCAUCACCAGCCUUCAUCAGGAACACAUGGGCAGACGCAGUCUACAACACACCACCAACAACCUACACCCAGAGAUAUGUUGACAUCACAGGGUGGAAAUGUUACAACGGGUAGCCAACUGGUCUCUGCACUGUCCCAACAAACUGCCAAACAACAGCAGUGUCUGGUCAACUCGAUGGAUCAUCAUCAACAUAACUCAUCAUCCCCACCUUCAUCAGUAAGCAGUGCACCGUCACCUCUCCCCACAGCGGGCACGACAACUCCAUCGCCUGCCCAGCAGCAGCAACCCCCACAACCCACACAUCAGGGUUCCAUUUUGCCUACGUUAAAUGGGCCCAUCACGUCAAAGGUUCCUGAGGGUAUGUCAUCUCUGAAGGUCAUAGCACAACAAGUUAUUGAUCGUGCUGGUUUGGAGAUACCACCAUCAGAACCAGCCCGAGGGUUGUUUGACAGCAAAUUGCAACAGCAGCAGCAGCAGUCAGUAACGUCAGAAGCACACAUCCCUCCACUACUAGGUGUUGCACCACUGGGUCCAGUACCACUCCAGAAGGAACACCAGUGUCAAUUCCAGAUGAUGGAGGCUGCAUUUUACCACAUGCCACACCCAUCUGACUCUGAAAGAUUGCGGACUUACCUUCCACGCAAUCCCGUCCCUACACCUCUUUAUUACCAUCAGGUUCCACUGCCACACUCGGAUACAGUGGAGUUUUUCCAGCGAUUGUCGACGGAGACUCUCUUCUUCAUCUUUUACUACAUGGAGGGGACCAAGGCACAGUACCUGGCAGCCAAGGCCCUUAAAAAGCAGAGCUGGAGGUUCCACACAAAGUAUAUGAUGUGGUUCCAGCGCCAUGAGGAACCCAAGAUCAUCAACGAGGAGUACGAGCAGGGAACAUAUAUAUACUUCGACUAUGAAAAGUGGGGCCAAAGGAAGAAGGAAGGUUUUAUGUUUGAAUACAAGUACUUAGAAGAUCGAGACCUGAACUGAAUUGAACUGAACUGAUAAGAUAAUAAGAAUCUGCCAGAGUGGGAUUUUCCGUUUUCCCCUAGACGGAUAUGUCCACAAGUGAUAUUGUAUAGAACAUUUUUUUUUUUGUCCUCUCACAUCUGGCUCGACAGGAUUUAUAUAUCCCACCAUAAGUCUCCAGGGGAAAGAGAAAAAUACAUUGUUUUGGUACAGGUUAUCAUUUUUAAGAAUCUUUUUGUUCAUUAACUUUACUGAGUAUCCAGCUGGAACAUGUUUCCUGAUGGUGCUAGGACGAUCUCUCAAGUCACUUGUGUGGUGGUGUGAGAGGAAAGAGACACCAAGUGAGUCAGUAAGACAGUGAGUUACUAGUGUACAAAGUGUAGAAUGAUGAUAUUUCUUGGAAAGAAUCAAUAGUCAAUGGUGCAGUCCUGUAGAGACAUCCAUCAUUGCCCCAUCGCUCGUCACAUUUCUUUGAGUAGAGGGCUUGCACAUCCUCUUUCUACAAAGAAGAUUCUUACUAAGAAGUCGAUGCAACAGCUGUUGUAGUUUGUGAUUUAUUUUCCUAAGAUCUAGUGGUGGUGCAACUUAAAAAAGAUUAAAACAGUAUCACAUUUUCAAGGUGAAAAAUACCAGUACAAAUAUUGGCUAGGAUGAAGGAGAAGACAACGAGACAGAUAUUUGAUUGGUGUGCCCACUUUGCUUCUCCAUUCACCUGGCCUCUGUGUUCUGCACUGAGCAUUCUGAUGCCAUUCAUGCACGUGCAAAGUACUUGUGUUAGUUUUCACUUUUGUAAAAAGUACAUGAAAAUGGUAUAAAAUAAUUAAUGAUCUGUACAGAGCUAUUUGUGUAGAAUAAUUAAUAAUAAUAAUGAUUAUGGAAGAAAAUAUGGAUUACAUUUAUUAUUUUGCACGUUGACAAGAAUUGCUUCAUGCUCUGUGGAAUGCAGAAGCAGAGGUGUGGGGUCAGCGGGUACUAGGUUGUGGUGGACUUUGUUUUAAAAUAGCAGCUGAAUGUUCAGGGAAUUUCAUAAUUAAUGCAUACAAAACAUUGUUGUUUAAAAAAAUGAAAAGAAUGAAAAAAAUAGGUCUCUACGUUCAUCAAAACAUUUCAGAGUGAAUAUUAGAAUUUCUUUGUAAUAAUGACCUGGGACCCAACCUUUUAAUACCAUCAUUCAGCUUUCAGAGAAAUUCAUUUGCAAUAUUUUAAUUUGUUAAAAAAUCUGUAAGUGUUCUUGAAAGGAAAGCCAUUUAACAGAUAUUGUUUUUCAGUAGUGAAGUAGUUAUUACUGAAUGAUAUCUGUGUAAAUGGCAUUCGUAUCUUUGAACAUGUAUAUUCUAUUCUGUUAUGUCGAAAAUGUUGGAUUUGGGUUCCUCCAAAUGCAUUUCUGUUACUUUUUUCUUGGUGCCAAUCUUCCAUAUCCUCAACAGUUUGAAUCAGGCAAGACGAUUGUAGAUUGUAUUCCACAGAGUUGAGUGUUUGAUGCAUUUACACAUUGUGUUCCCAUGUUUAUUUUAUUGUAGUAUACUCCAGUCCCAAUUCCUUUAGGUCUUUAUGCCAGUAUUACAGUACUGGAAACUAAUGGCAUUUACAUAUACCUUGAAGCACUAGUUAAGAAAAGAUGCUUCCCUUCCUCAUGGGGAGCAAAGGCUCAGACUGGUCACAUCCAAUUUAAGAACCAGUCUGUUGUUGAGGCAAUGUGCAGUUUGCUCAAUAAUGAUUUCAGUAAUCCCUCCCCCUCUCUUCCCUGGCUGUGCUUGAUUGUCAGGGGUUCUGAAGCUGAGGAUCCAAGUAAAAAAAAGCUGGAGCUCUUGAAUGAAGAUCAAGUAUGUUUAUGUUACAACAAACAUUACCAUUAUGGAAGUUAGACCCAGGAUUUAUACUGAUUUAUGUCAUUGUUCAUGGAGCUGUCUUUGCUUGAGGUCAUAUUUUGCACUAGGAAUUACUGACUUCAAGAACAGAUCUUUCAGUCAAUAGAAAUUUCAGACAAUAAAACUGCUUUGUUUUAUUAUAAUGUCUCUCGCUAAUAUUCUUGUUUGUAUAUUAUAAAACAGGUGUUGUUUAUGCUCGAUGGGAUGGCAUGAAACAAGUUUCAAGGUGAACUAAAUAAGUAAAAUUCCAGAAAGUUUUAAUGGGUGGAACCCAGUGAGUUUGGCAUAGUUUUAUUUCAUUUGCUUUUUCUUGAAUUGUAUUUUAUACAGAAGUAAUAUUCGUAAAAGAUUUCUCUAGUUGAGGGAUCACACAUUUGAUAUUAUUACUAAAUUUUGAGUAGUGUAUAUAUAUUAGUGGUACAGUUUCAUAUAAAAUGUAGCUACAAAUCCUUAUAAUGAAAAACACUGAGAUAUCUCUUUCUUAGUUACAAAUUAAAAGGGUUCCAUCAAAACUGAGACAUUGUGAUAAGGUUUGCUGUAAUGUAUAGUGUUUGUUGUUGUAUUUCAUGCGAACCCAUGUGGGCUAUAAAAGAGCAGUUUUAUUUUAUGUGAAAUGUAUAUUUUUUCAACAAUUAACCUGAAAGAAAAAUCCAUGCUUUUCAAAGCUCGUUUUACCUUAUUUUUCAUGUAAGUGCUAUGAAACAUGGUCUGCAGGCUUAUUAAAGAACUUUGAUAUUUGUAGCAGCAGUAUUACAAUAUAAUUGAACCUGAAAUUGCCAUAAAAGGCCAAGAAUAAGUCACUACUUCAUAUAAUGUAGAACUUAUGGAGAUUUAAUAUAAUAGUGCCCCUAAACUUGGUUUGACAGCCAUACUGCAAGUUUUAUAAAGUGAAAGUAUGAGAGGAAAUCAGGAAUUAUUUUUAUCCUUUGGUCAUUUUAACUGAAUGAGAAAGAUUGCAUACCAGGUUAUUGUAAUAACUUAUUCCUUAUAUACCAAUGAUGUAGGCAAGUGGCUGAUGAUUUUUCCCAGUGUCAUGCCCUAUCAUUGAUUAGUUUGUAGUUCCCAUUUCAUAUUAUAAGUUGUAAUCCAAUUAUCCACACUUGAAGCUGACAGUAAACACAAUGGUCUACUUAAAAUUCAGAUAUUAGUAAUACAGUUAAAUUGAAGUUUGUUAAAUGUUUACAUCCAUCUUAUUUGAACUGGACUAAAAGUUCUAUAAAUGUGCAUUAGAUAAAUUACAUUUUGUGUGAAAACCGAUUUUGAUUGAGUUUGCUAUAUUUUUUUUGUCACUCAGGUGUAUAAUACUUAUCAGAAUAGAUGAGGUCAAAUGACAUGCAAAUCUAGAAACAAGGAAUUGGUCUUAUGUGGAGAAAGUAUUAAAAUAAUGUUCAAAGUACUUAUAGGUGCUCUUGUGAGUAAUAAGUUUUGUUAUUUAUUCAUAAGAGAUGCAUUAUAUCUACAUGAAUUUAAUUAUUGACAAGCUGCAACCAUUUUCAUAGCUUCAUUUACAAAAUAGUGUCUUACAGGAAUUCUUACAUCAGAACUUUACUUAACAGUGUUUUAUAAGCAAAACUAGAAAAACUGCUUUUGUGACAGAAUCACAAAAUGCAUGUACAAACUUUAGCAGACACUUCACAAAUUUUACCUGUUGAAUCCUGACUGUAGAUGGGCUUGCAGACAUUAGUUAAUUUGUAGGAUUUGAGUUUUUCACAGCAGCAAGUAUGAAAAUGACUGUAUCCUGGGUUGUAAUGUUAUGUAGUCUGGUAGUAGUUUACUAACGUUUCUGCCUUCAUCAUUGUGCUAAUGAUGGAGGCAACAAGUACCACUGAAAUGUUGGUAAACUCUACCAGACUACACAGCAUUGCACAACUCAAAAUACAGCCAGCCAUCUUCAUGUUUGAAUUCCUAUAAUACCUGUACUAAUUACACAUCCAUAUUAAUUUUAAUGAAUCUUAAAUAUCUUUUACAGUAGCAAUCUGUACAUUUCAUUGAGACUUUAUAUCUGCACUCCAAUGAUUAGUAAUGUAUACUUUAUAACACAAUAUACUAUUUGAAUUAUGUAAACAAAUAGUACUGUUUUAUAAAAUAUUAUUAAAUUGUUGGAAAUGUGAAGUGAAAAUAAUCAGUUCUUAAUUUUUCAAAUAUAGACAGACUUAUUAAUAAAAUUAUUUUUUUUAUCCAUGGUCGUUCAGUGUCUUAGUAACACGUCCAACACACGAAAUCUUGUAGUAUAUCUUUUUAAAAUUUAAUACAAUUCAUAUGCAUAGUAAGCUGCAGUUAAGACUGUUGUCAUUCUUCCCAUAUUUUCAUCAGUUGCAUUGGUGUGAAAUAUCCAGUAACUUGUAGAUAGAAAAUAAUAUACUUUUAAUUCCCAUCAUCUUAUAAAUAGUGCUAGUAAUUCUGAUCCACCAUGUCAGCAUUUGUUACAAUGUUUCAUAAAAUAAUAUAUGCAGCCAGUAAAGCAGAAAACACUGAAGCACAGAUCAACAUUUUUGUUCUUAGUGGACAUGUGAAACAAUAUCUCACGUUAUCUGUUCUUUAAAUGUUUGACAGCAGUUGUAUUACUGAUUUCUUUGUUUUGAACUUUAUCCACCACAAGCUGAUUGUUAUUAACAAAUCACGAUGUUUUAUAGGGUCUUCCUGUCUCUUCAGGUGCCUGCCCUCUCUCCUUUCAACACCUGAAGAUGAAGGAUGAGCCAUCUUUUGAAACACUGUGAUUUGAUGAUAAUCAACUGACAGUAGGUGAAGUCCACACUUUAACUGGUUUAUUCAGUCCUUGAAUAAAAUAGCUUGCAUCUUUUGAUAGGUAAAAGAUUGUAUCCUCCAAGGUAUAACUUAAAGACAUGGAUUGCUGUUUCAGGUUUGUUGUAAAGCUAACUAAAAUUGUAUUUGUAUGGAAUGUCAGUGAUUCUUGAACCACUCUAGAACUGUGUUACUACCAUAAAGCAAUUCAACAAUUUAUGUUUUCUUAAAAAACAGUGAUAUGUCUGCAUAUUAUGUUGUCUUGACCAAAGUACAUAAUGCAAGUGAAAUUUGGCUGAGGUUGUAGAAGACUUGGAUCAAUUUCUAUUUUUACUUGACUGGAGGUUCAAGGAAGUUCUAAGAAUGUAAAUAUGACACCAAUUUUUAUAUAUAAAACUUUAAUUUCCCAAAUGUUUCUUCAUAUAUAUAUACUUGUCCUGAUUGACAAGGUCUUAAAAAACACUCUUAUCUUCAUUGCCCUGUGAGUGUAUUUUGUAAGUUCCUAUUUAUGUGCCUACAGGAUAAUUAUUUUUCUUAUUCUGUUGAAUUUGGUUCCAGCAUCUUAAGGUGCACAUAAUAUGGAGUGAUAAAUAUGCAAGUGGUUAUUGUUUAAAAAAGUGUUUGUUUCAUUUAGAUAUGGGAUCCGAAAAGUGAUGUAGAAGCCCUGACAGAAGUGAGUAUGGCAUGAUCUCAGAACCGCAUCCCUUUUCCAUAUAAUAUCAUUUUCGCAGCAUCUGUAUUCACAUAUCGAAAUUCAAGUAUUGAUUGGUUUAUUUGCAAUUGUUUUCAACCACAAGUCUUUCUUAAAUUUUGACUGACUGUAUUGAGAGAUGUACACUAGAAUUGUCUUAUAUAAAUGUUUUUUUAUUUGUUAAUAACUAAAAUUUCAUAUUGAAAACAUUAAAAAUGCUGAUAAUGCUACAAUGUACAAGUAUUAAAUUAUAUUUUAAUUUAAA